UGGGCAUCCGCGACUCUGUAGCCGGAAGCGGAAGUACAAGCUUUGGCUCUGUAGCCGGAAGCGGCCGGCGUCCUGCAGCCGUCAUGGCGGCUGGCGGGAACCUGAGCCGGACGGAGCGGAAAGCGGCAGCCCGAGCUGAGAUUCUGCAGCAGGAGGAGCAGCGGGACCGGCGCAGACAGGUGUCCCGGAUCCUGAAGAAGCCGGUGGCGGAGCGGAACCCUGAGGAGAGCCUGCUCCUGAGCGAGUGUGAGGAUAUCGUGCGGGAGCUGGAGCGGCGGUGCAAGAAGCGCGAAGGGCUGCGCAGGAGGCAGGAGGAGGUUUGUGAUGAACCAGAGGAAUUAAAGAGAAAGGUUAUUGAGCUGGCUGCAGCUGUCCAAAGUGCGAAACACCUGGUCAUCUAUACAGGAGCUGGGAUCAGCACGGCAGCUUCAAUCCCUGACUACAGGGGUCCUAAUGGAGUUUGGACAUUACUGCAGAAAGGGAGGAGUAUCAGGGCUACAGAUCUGAGUGAAGCGGAGCCCACACUCACCCAUAUGAGCAUUGCCUGCUUACACAAGCACAACCUGGUACAGCAUGUGGUGUCUCAGAACUGUGAUGGGCUCCACCUACGGAGUGGGUUACCCCAAGCAGCAAUAUCUGAGCUUCAUGGAAACAUGUACAUAGAGGUCUGUACUUCCUGCACACCCAAUAGAGAAUAUGUGCGAGUGUUUGAUGUGACGGAGCGCACGGCCCUGCACAGACAUCAUACAGGCAGGAUGUGCCAUAAGUGUGGGGCACAGCUGAGAGACACAAUCGUCCAUUUCGGGGAGAAAGGGACCUUGAGGGAACCUCUGAACUGGGAAGCAGCAACAGAGGCUGCGAGCAAAGCAGACGUGAUUCUGUGUCUGGGUUCCAGCUUAAAGGUUUUGAAAAAGUAUCCACAUCUUUGGUGCAUGAGCAAACCCCCCAGUCGCCGUCCAAAACUCUACAUUGUCAACCUGCAGUGGACUCCAAAGGAUGAUCUUGCUGCCCUGAAACUACAUGGGAAAUGUGAUGAUGUUAUGAGAUUAUUGAUGGAAGAACUUGGUCUGGAGAUCCCAUGCUAUGACAGCUAUGAUAUGGUGCAUUAUGGCCACUCGAAUCAGCUGCGCCAGGCUCGGGCCAUGGGAGACUAUCUCAUUGUGGGAGUCCACACGGAUGAGGAGAUUGCCAAGCACAAAGGACCACCUGUCUUUACCCAGGUGGAGAGGUACAAAAUGGUGCAAGCUAUCAAGUGGGUGGAUGAGAUUGCCGUACAAGCUCCCUACGUCACCACACUGGAAACCCUGGACAAGUAUAAUUGUGACUUCUGUGUGCACGGCAAUGACAUAACACUAACUGUAGACGGCAAGGACACCUAUGAAGAGGUGAAGGCAGCUGGAAGAUACAGGGAAUGUAAUCGCACGCAAGGAGUGUCCACUACUGAUUUGGUUGGUCGCAUGUUGCUCAUGACCAAGGCUCACCACAGCAACAUAGAUGAAGACCUGGAUUACCGGAAGCACAAGGAUAACUUUGGGAAGGGCCCUAAAGGUCACAGCCCCUGGACUGGAGUCUCACAGUUCCUGCAAACAUCCCAAAAGAUCAUCCAAUUUGCAUCUGGGAAGGAGCCGCAGCCAGGAGACACCAUCAUCUAUGUGGCCGGAGCCUUUGACCUGUUCCAUAUUGGGCACGUGGAUUUCUUGGAGAAAGUGCACCUGCAGGCCGAGAGACCCUACAUCAUUGCUGGGCUGCACUUUGAUCAGGAAGUGAAUCGCUACAAAGGGAAGAACUAUCCCAUCAUGAACAUCCACGAGAGAACUCUUAGCGUCUUGGCAUGCAGGUAUGUGUCCGAGGUGGUGAUUGGCGCCCCGUAUGCAGUUACUGCCGAUCUGCUGGAUCAUUUCAAGGUGGAACUUGUGUGUCAUGGGCUGACUGAGGUGGUGCCAGAUAAGGAUGGCUCUGAUCCAUACCAGGAGCCCAAGAGACGUGGCAUUUUCCGGCUGGUGGACAGUGGCAGCGACCUCACUACAGACCUGAUUGUGCAAAGAAUCAUCAAGAACAGGUUGGAGUUUGAAGCCAGGAACCAGAAGAAAGAAGCAAAAGAGCUGGCUGUGCUGGAGGCCAUGAAGAAAAUGGAGGAAGAGGAGCAUGAGAAAGGCCUCCAGAGCUAGGAUGAUUCAGAACAAGUGUGUGGAGGGGGAGAGCACAGUAGUGUUCUCUCUUCUGGAGAAGUAAGCGAAGCCUGCCUACCCUAGGCAAGGACAGUGCUGCUGUCCCCAACAAGACACCAUCUCACACAUUCUUCCCUCUUCAUAUCCUACUGCAGAUUGUGCAGAGAUGACAAGCUAGGAUGCUGCUUCCUAGUUUUCUCUUAAUCAGCCCCCAGCCACCUUCUUUCCUAGGGGGAGAUCUGUUUUACUCCUUUAAAGGAAGUUUUAAUUCUAAUUAAUGUUUUAACAUGUUGUGGUUUUACCUUCUGCCAGUUUUGGCUUCUGACAUGUGGGAAGUGCUGUGCCCUCUGCAGGACUCUGCUCCACUUGGUGUGGGAUUUUGGUUGGUUAUGCUGUUAGGAGUCUGUCUGCUUCAAACCAUCCUUCCAGGUUUUUUUUCCUUUUUUUGCUAUCAACAAGAAUUUUACAAACUGAAGAGUCUGCUCCUGCCCAAGCCCUUGAUUUUGACCUUUGAGCACCUAGAAUUUGUAGUGAGAGCUUGUGGGUGCUUAGCACCUGUGAGAAUCAUUCAGGCCCUUAACCUGUAGCAAUAGCCCUCACAGUUGAUACAGAGCAUCAGCUGCUGUCUUUGGGAGAUGACCUCCAGCUACUAUGUGCUGAGCUACUUGCUCUGUGCAUGGGCAGGUGUUGAGAACAGGCCACUCCCUUCUGCAGUGCUCAGAGCUGCUUCAGCUCUGUUGGUACUGAGUCAAACAGCUGGGGGAAAGGCUCUGUGGUGCCUGUGGCUGGUGCUAAUAUACUGCCAGCUUCCAUACUGAGAAAUGGGAUCGGUGGGGUGGGCAGUGCAGCAAGCAGGAGCAUGGGGGAAGGGCUCAGUGCCAAUAGUUUCCCAAGGGGAAUCAGGGAGGCCAUUAGCUGCACUAAGCAUGUGCUUUCCUUGGGCCCCUCUUCCUACAGCAGCAAGGAUGUGGACUUUGGCCCUCAGUACACACCACAGCGGGCUUUCUCCUUGCCUUUGCUGCCCAUUCCUGCUUGUGGGCAGCUGUCUCGCUUGUUCUAACUAGGGAGUGGACAGUCUGCCUGGCCGUCCCGCGCAUGGGCUGCUGUCUCACCUGUAUUCUAACCAGGGAGCGGGCAGUCUGCCUGCCUAUCCCGUGCGUAGGCUGCUGCUUCACCUGUUCUAACCAGGGAGCGGGUAGUCUGCCUGUCUGUGGGCUGCUGCCUUGCCUGUAUUCUAACCAGGGAGUGGGCAAUCGGCCUGUCUGUCUGUCCUGCGAGUGGGCUGCUGCCUUGCCUGUUCUAACCACGGAGCAGGCAGUCCGCCUGCCCGGCCCGCGCAUGGGCACAGCAGGUGCUGAGUCCCCCCUGGGGGGAUGUUGGGCGGCUCCAGCCUGACUGUUUUUUGUCUGUUGCUAUUGUACGUUUCUUGGAAAUUAAUAAACGUGUUAAGCCAUUUGA
Messenger RNA from Gopherus evgoodei (Goodes thornscrub tortoise), 3626 nucleotides. Its product is annotated as ethanolamine-phosphate cytidylyltransferase-like. Gene Ontology annotation, cellular component: cytoplasm. The coding region runs from base 84 to 2168 and encodes 694 amino acids. The transcript is spliced from 21 exons. Gene Ontology annotation, molecular function: ethanolamine-phosphate cytidylyltransferase activity; NAD+ binding. Gene Ontology annotation, biological process: phosphatidylethanolamine biosynthetic process. The record is from RefSeq and is a predicted model, not a curated record. NCBI's taxonomy places the organism in Eukaryota, Metazoa, Chordata, Testudines, Testudinidae.